This is a messenger RNA of Arachis duranensis, 543 nucleotides long. RefSeq lists its product as uncharacterized. NCBI's taxonomy places the organism in Eukaryota, Viridiplantae, Streptophyta, Magnoliopsida, Fabales, Fabaceae. The transcript is spliced from 2 exons. The coding region runs from base 1 to 543 and encodes 180 amino acids. The record is from RefSeq and is a predicted model, not a curated record.
AUGGCUACUGCUAUGCAAGCCACUGCGGAGGCUUUUGGACAACAGAUAAACAAUAAUGGCAAUGGCAGAAGGGAAGCUCAGGGCCCGAUGACACUGGCAACUUUCUUAAAGGUUAAUCUACCUAAGUUCAAGGAAACCACCAAUCCGACUGAAGCUGAUACUUGGUUUCAGGCCAUGGAGCGAGCACUGCAAGCGCAGACGGCCAAAGAAUUAGAGUUACUGCAGCUGAAGCAAGGCGCUAUGUCCGUAUCUGAGUAUACAGAAAAAUUCGAGGAGCUAUUCUGGUUUUCCCGCAUGUGUCAGGGAGCUCCGGGAGACUUUGAGGAAUGGAAAUGCAUUAAGUAUGAAGGAAGACUCCUGAGCAACAUCUUAAGUUCAGUGGGACCAAUGGAGAUCCGAACUUUUUCAAAGUUGGUGAAUAAGAGCAGAAUUGCUAAAGAGAGUGUGAAAAGGAGGGUUGUAGAGAAAGGACGUCAUAGAGAGAACAAUCAGGGAUUCACACCAAGGGGUCGAGAGUUUAAGGAGAGAGGAUACAUACAAUAA